AUGGCUACAAAGACCGACAAUAUUAUUGAAGAAGAAGAAAUUUCAAAAAUGGAACAAGGUGCAACUAAUCCAAAUGAAUCUGAAAUUGAUCAAUCCGAUCUUUGUUCUUCAAUUGCAAUGGUAACUACAAUGCAAAAGUUGAUUGCUGAGAUUAUUGGUACCUACUUCAUAAUAUUUGCCGGUUGCGGUGCUGUGGCUGUGAAUAAAAUCUAUGGAUCAGUCACUUUUCCAGGCAUUUGUGUAACUUGGGGGCUAAUUGUCAUGGUCAUGAUCUAUUCAGUUGGCCAUAUUUCUGGGGCUCAUUUCAAUCCUGCCGUUACCAUCACCUUGGCAAUUUUUCGUAGAUUUCCAUUUAAGGAGGUUCCACUGUACGUUGCAGCUCAGCUAAUGGGAUCUGUUCUUGCCAGUGCCACAUUAUCCUUGAUUCUGGAUGUAACUCCUUCUGCUUAUUUUGGAACUGUACCAGCUGGGUCUAAUGCCCAAUCGUUUGCUGUAGAAAUCAUAAUCUCCUUCCUCUUGAUGUUCAUAAUUUCUGGUGUCUCCACUGAUAAUCAAGCGGUGGGACAACUAGGAGGAGUAGCUAUUGGAAUGACCAUUAUGUUGAAUGUCUUUGUUGCUGGACCAAUUUCUGGAGCGUCGAUGAACCCUGCAAGGAGUAUGGGACCAGCAAUUGUUAAGCAUGUUUACAAAGGACUUUGGUUAUAUAUAAUAUGA
Messenger RNA from Durio zibethinus, 714 nucleotides. RefSeq names its product putative aquaporin NIP-type. Gene Ontology annotation, molecular function: channel activity. Gene Ontology annotation, biological process: transmembrane transport. Gene Ontology annotation, cellular component: membrane. Lineage: Eukaryota; Viridiplantae; Streptophyta; Magnoliopsida; Malvales; Malvaceae. The record is from RefSeq and is a predicted model, not a curated record.